Messenger RNA from Arctia plantaginis, 2190 nucleotides. The record is from the annotation of a GenBank genome assembly. Lineage: Eukaryota; Metazoa; Arthropoda; Insecta; Lepidoptera; Erebidae.
AUGGAAGGAUUUGAUGAUCCUGGUGUAUUUUUCUCUGAUAACUUUGGUGUGGAGGAAAAUGAAUCUCAAGAUCAAAUUAACCUGCAAGCUGUAAAAAAGAAGUUUAAAGAAUUUAUUCGGCAAUUUCACACGGGAAAUUUCAAUUAUAAAUAUAGAGAUGCUCUUAAACGAAACUACAAUUUAGGCAACUAUUGGGUAGAGAUUAAUAUUGAAGAUCUAUCCAGUUUCGACGAACUAUUAGCAGAGAAACUAUACAAGAAGCCUACUGAACAUCUGCCUAUUUUAGAAGAAGCAGCAAAAGAGCUCGCUGAUGAAUUGACUGCACCACGGCCUGAGGGAGAGGAAAAAGUCGAAGACAUCCAAGUUCUUUUGACAUCAGAUGCACAUGCUGCUAACCUAAGGGAAUUAAAAUCUGAAACUGUAUCCCGGCUAGUAAAAAUUCCUGGCAUAGUAAUAUCAGCAUCUGGGAUUAAAGCUAAGGCAACCAAAAUAUCAAUCCAGUGUAGAUCAUGCCGGAACAUAAUCCCCAAUUUGCCUGUGAAACCAGGUCUAGAAGGAUAUGUGAUGCCCAGGAAGUGCAAUACGGAACAAGCAGGUCGACCCAAAUGUCCAUUGGAUCCCUACUUCAUAAUUCCUGACAAAUGUAAAUGCAUUGAUUACCAGGUAUUAAAACUGCAAGAAGCUCCGGAAAGUAUUCCACAAGGAGAGAUGCCCCGGCAUUUGACUGUUUACUGUGAGCGAAUUUUGUGUGAACGAGUGGCACCUGGGGCUAGAGUCAUAGUACUUGGGAUUUACUCCAUCAAGAAAAUUGCAAAAACUUGGAGGGAAGGCAGGGAUAAAGGUUCUGUUGGUGUUCGGUCUUCAUACUUGCGUGCGGUUGGCCUUACAGCUGAGGAAGGCGUGACUGGAGGUCUACGCCCUUUCACUGCAGAAGAAGAGGAACAGUUCCGAAGAUUGGCGGCGUCUCCUGACAUAUAUGAACGUAUCGCAAAGUCGAUAGCGCCUAGCGUAUUUGGUGUUGUUGAUAUGAAGAAAGCUAUUGCCACCCUUUUAUUUGGUGGCUCACGGAAAAGAUUACCAGAUGGCCUCACUCGUCGUGGAGAUAUAAAUAUCCUUUUAUUGGGUGACCCUGGAACAGCUAAGUCUCAGCUUUUGAAGUUCGUAGAAAAAGUAGCUCCCAUUGGCGUCUACACAUCAGGAAAGGGUUCAAGUGCUGCUGGUCUUACCGCUUCCGUCAUCAGGGACCCUGGCAGCCGUAAUUUUGUAAUGGAGGGCGGAGCGAUGGUGCUCGCAGACGGUGGCGUUGUAUGUAUCGACGAAUUUGACAAAAUGCGUGAAGACGACCGUGUGGCUAUACACGAAGCUAUGGAACAACAAACAAUUUCGAUCGCUAAGGCCGGUAUCACGACGACAUUAAAUUCCCGGUGCUCCGUUCUCGCGGCUGCCAACUCGGUGUUCGGGCGAUGGGACGACACCAAGGCGGACGACAACAUCGACUUCAUGCCAACUAUUCUGUCAAGAUUUGACAUGAUCUUUAUAGUUAAGGAUGAACACGAUCAAAACAGAGAUAUCACAUUAGCAAAGCACAUAAUAUCGGUGCACAUGGGCGGGGACAGUGCGGAGCGCGAGAUGAGCGCGGGCGAGCUGCCGCUGGCGCUGCUGCGGCGCUACUCGGCGUACUGCCGCGCGCGCUGCGGGCCGCGCCUCGCGCCCGCCGCCGCCGAGCGCCUGCGCGCGCGCUACGUGCUCAUGCGCAGCGGCGCCUCGCACCACGAGAGACAAAUCGACAAGCGCCUGUCCAUUCCGAUCACAGUCAGGCAAUUGGAAGCUGUCAUAAGAAUAUCUGAAGCCUUAGCUAAGAUGCAACUUCUACCGUUUGCUACGGAAACUCACGUCACUGAAUCGCUUCGCUUAUUCCAAGUGUCAACUUUAGAUGCAGCAAUGACUGGCAGCCUAGCUGGAGCAGAAGGUUUCACUUCGGAAGAAGAUCAUGAGAUGCUAUCUCGUAUUGAAAAACAGUUAAAGCGCAGGUUCGCUGUAGGCUCACAAGUAUCGGAACAGACCAUCAUUCAAGAUUUCUUAAAACAGAAGUAUCCUGAGAGAGCUAUCUUUAAGGUCAUUCAUACGAUGAUAAGGCGUGGAGAGCUACAGCAUCGACUUCAACGAAAAAUGCUUUACAGGCUUUCAUAA